AUGUUUGCUAAGCUUAUCUUCACAAGCCUCGUUCUGCAGCUGGCAGAGGCGACACGGCCAGCGGUCAAAGAGCAAUCCGGCGCCUGCACCUCUCCAGAGAACGCCGGGUGUGCCGCGUGCAACCCGAAUAACGGAGAUGAGCUCUGCCUCUCGUGCACAAACGCGCAGGAGUUCAUCCAGCUCAACAAGAAGGGGUGCACGGCCGCCUGCGCCGGGGAUGGAGUGAUUGGAGACGCUGCUGUCGACCCGAAGGUCUGCAAGUGUGACGGAGACAAUGGCUACACGCUCCAGGGCGACGCGUGCGUCAAGAGACAGGCCAACGAGUGCCAGACAGAGAACUGCCAGGAAUGCACUGGCAAAGGCACAGCCAACGAGGUCUGUACAAAGUGUACUUCUACUCAUUACUUGACACCAACAAACCAGUGCGUACCUGACUGCACAGUUAUCAAGGGCUACUACGGAGAUACUAACGAAGGGAAGUGUAAGCCAUGUAGCCCUGAGUGCGCUGAGUGCGUUGGGCCGGCCAACAAUCAGUGCAGUGCCUGUCCUGCUGGCAAGAAACUGACAUAUACAGAUGACAGCUAUCCUAAUAACGGAGGCGCCUGCGGGGAUGCGUGCAAAGUGUCUGCAGACGGCGCUGGCUGUGAGACAUGCGGGGCUCAGAUAGGAGGAACUGCAUACUGCUCAAAGUGCAAGACCUCCACUCAGGCCCCCUUGAACGGCGACUGUGCGGCCAAUACGCGAACACAAUUUUGCACUACAGUGAGCAAUGGAGUGUGCACUCAAUGCGCUGCUAACUACUUCCUCAAGGACGGCGGCUGCUAUCAAACAGAUAGACAGCCUGGUAAACAAGUGUGUAGUAGUGCACAGGGAGGAACAUGUACAAAAUGUGCCAACGGACUACAGGUACAAAGUGGAGCCUGUGGAAACUGUCAUUCUACUUGUGCUACGUGCAGUGCUCCCAGUAUUGCAAGCUCGUGUAAGACCUGUGCCACUGGGUAUUACAAGGAAAACGGUGACGAUACCACUGAUGGGUUAUGCAAGAAGUGCUCAGAGAAGAUCUCUGGAUGCAAGCAAUGUGUGUCAUCAUCUGGCAGUUCAGUCAUAUGUUUAGAAUCAGAAGUAGGCACUGGUGGAAGCGUCAACAAGAGCGGUCUCUCCACUGGCGCCAUAGCGGGCAUUGCUGUGGCUGCUGUUAUUGUCAUUGGUGGUCUCGUCGGCUUCCUCUGCUGGUGGUUCCUCUGCCGCGGGAAGGCGUAG
Messenger RNA from Giardia duodenalis, 1260 nucleotides. RefSeq names its product High cysteine membrane protein. Lineage: Eukaryota; Fornicata; Diplomonadida; Hexamitidae. The record is from RefSeq and is a predicted model, not a curated record. Bases 1 to 1260 code for a protein of 419 amino acids. The transcript has a single exon.